Phaethon lepturus (White-tailed tropicbird) is the source of this 3190-nucleotide messenger RNA. Its product is annotated as sodium channel protein type 5 subunit alpha-like. The transcript has 11 exons. Gene Ontology annotation, cellular component: plasma membrane; axon; voltage-gated sodium channel complex. The annotation marks the transcript as partial. NCBI's taxonomy places the organism in Eukaryota, Metazoa, Chordata, Aves, Phaethontiformes, Phaethontidae. Gene Ontology annotation, molecular function: protein binding; voltage-gated sodium channel activity. The record is from RefSeq and is a predicted model, not a curated record. Gene Ontology annotation, biological process: membrane depolarization during action potential; neuronal action potential; sodium ion transmembrane transport.
GAUUAUUUCCAGCAGGAAAAACAGCUGCAACUGAGGGGGCAGCGAUGCCAAAGCCCAGGCGUCCGGAGUCAGAACUCUGAGAUUUGUGAAGAGUUAAGUGAGUUGCACGUGGAUAAGCAGUUGAAGGCUGAGCCACCACCUCCAGUAGGGCAAAAAGAGCUUGAUGAAAUCAGUCUUUCUGAAGGCAGCACAGUGGAUUUGACAAAUCCUGCAGAACUGCUGGAGCAGAUCCCUGAGUUUGCUGAGGAGCUGAUGGAGCCUGAAGAUUGCUUCCCCGAAGUUUGUGUGAGAUUCUUCCCAUGCUGUUCAGUGGACAUCACAAAAUUCCCCGGCAAAAUUUGGUGGAGGCUGCGGAAAACCUGCUACAGAAUCGUCGAACACAACUGGUUUGAAACCUUCAUCAUAUUCAUGAUCCUGCUGAGCAGUGGAGCCCUGGCUUUUGAGGAUAUUUACCUUGAAGAUCGAAAAAACAUAAAAACCAUGCUGGAAUAUGCUGACAAAAUAUUCACUUACAUCUUCGUCUUGGAAAUGCUCCUGAAAUGGGUGGCUUAUGGCUUCAAGAAGUAUUUCACCAACGCCUGGUGCUGGCUUGACUUCCUAAUUGUAGAUGUCUCUCUAAUAAGCCUCAUAGCCAGUACACUUGGAUACUCUGAGAUGGGCCCCAUUAAAUCCCUCAGGACCCUCCGAGCCCUGCGACCAUUAAGAGCGUUGUCACGAUUCGAAGGGAUGAGGGUGGUGGUCAAUGCCCUCGUGGGAGCCAUCCCUUCCAUCAUGAAUGUUCUGCUCGUCUGCCUCAUCUUCUGGCUUAUCUUUAGUAUCAUGGGAGUGAACCUGUUUGCUGGGAAAUUUGGGAAGUGCAUUAAUAAGACAGAAGGAGAUAUGCCUUUAGACUCUAAAAUCAUUAACAACAUGAGUGACUGCAUACUCUAUAACGUGUCAGGCACGUUUUACUGGACGAAAGUUAAAGUUAACUUCGAUAAUGUUGGUGCUGGGUACCUGGCUCUGCUACAAGUGGCCACAUUUAAAGGUUGGAUGGAUAUUAUGUACGCAGCAGUGGAUUCACGAGAGUGUGAGGAGCAGCCCGAAUGGGAGUGUAAUUUAUACAUGUACCUGUACUUUGUGAUUUUCAUCAUCUUUGGGUCUUUCUUCACAUUGAACCUCUUCAUUGGUGUCAUCAUUGACAAUUUUAACCAACAAAAGAAAAAGAUAAGUGGCCAGGACAUCUUUAUGACAGAAGAACAGAAAAAGUAUUAUAAUGCAAUGAAAAAGCUGGGAUCUAAGAAACCUCAAAAGCCAAUCCCAAGGCCACUGAACAAAUACCAAGGUUUUAUUUUUGAUGUUGUCUCAAAACAAGCCUUUGAUGUCUCCAUUAUGAUUCUCAUCUGCCUUAACAUGGUUACCAUGAUGGUGGAAACAGAUGACCAAAGUCAAGAAAAAGUGAACAUUCUCCAUAAAAUCAACAUGCUUUUUGUUGCCAUCUUCACUGGGGAAUGCAUCUUCAAAAUGCUGGCCCUGAGACACUACUACUUCACCAAUGGCUGGAACAUAUUUGACUUUGUCGUCGUGAUUCUGUCUAUCGUAGGCACCGUACUUUCUGAUAUCAUUCAGAAAUACUUCUUCUCUCCCACACUCUUCAGAGUCAUUCGCUUGGCUCGUAUUGGCCGGAUCCUAAGACUCAUCCGGGGAGCCAAAGGAAUUCGAACUCUCCUGUUUGCCUUAAUGAUGUCCCUACCUGCUCUGUUCAACAUUGGCCUCUUGCUUUUUCUGGUCAUGUUCAUUUAUGCCAUUUUUGGCAUGGCUAACUUUGCCUACGUUAAGAAGGAGCAUGGGAUUGAUGACAUGUUCAACUUCCAAACCUUUGCUAACAGCAUGCUCUGUCUCUUCCAAAUCACAACGUCAGCUGGCUGGGAUGGUCUUCUCAACCCUAUUUUAAACACUGGACCACCGUAUUGCGACCCAAACCUACCGAAUGCAAAUGGUUCGAAGGGAGACUGCGGGAGCCCUGCUGUAGGGAUUUUAUUCUUUGUUACUUAUAUCAUUAUAUCAUUUCUCAUUGUUGUAAACAUGUAUAUAGCCAUUAUUUUAGAGAACUUCAGUGUAGCCACUGAGGAAAGUACAGAGCCUCUAAGCGAGGAUGAUUUUGAUAUGUUCUAUGAAAUCUGGGAGAAGUUUGACCCUGAAGCCACUCAGUUUAUUGAGUAUUCUGCACUUUCAGACUUUGCAGAUGCACUGUCAGAACCUUUGCGCAUAGCAAAACCAAACAAAAUCAAACUCAUAGCAAUGGACCUGCCCAUGGUCAGUGGAGAUAGGAUCCAUUGCUUGGAUAUUUUGUUUGCUUUUACAAAAAGGGUGCUAGGAGAAUCCGGAGAGAUGGAUGCCCUUAAAAUACAGAUGGAAGAAAAGUUCAUGGCAGCGAAUCCAUCUAAGAUCUCUUACGAACCAAUUACAACAACUCUCAGACGGAAGCAAGAAGAGGUCUCUGCCAUCGUCAUCCAGCGGGCCUACAGGAGACAUUUGUUUCGGCGCUCCAUGAAGCAGGCAUCUUACUUGUACCGGCACAGAACUUUUGACAGCAGCAUCCUCGAGGACGAUGCACCCGAGAAGGAGGGUCUUAUUGCGUUCAUGAUGAACGAAAACUACGGCAGGCCAAUAGACAAAUCAGAAACUCUGUCCUCCACUUCUUUCCCUCCAUCCUACGACAGCGUCACCAGAGGUACGAGUGAUAAUCUCCAACUGAAGAUGACAGACUCGAGCAAAAGCAAUGAGGCUAUAGAUUGUCUGCUCUCGCCAGACAGGGAUAAAGAAUCAAUCGUUUAAAUGUUUGCUUAGAAUGCUUUAAAAUAUUGUUUACAGAAUGUAAUGCUGUAACUACACAACGAUUGAAGCAGCCUUCUUAUUAAACCUUAGUUGCAAAAGAAACAAUGGAGUUUUUGCCCUUAACUUCAGGAGUCUAAUAAGUCAUAUAACCUUUGACCCUGCUCUUUUUGACUUGGCUCAAUAUUUAUAUUUAUAUAUACACAGGAAGAAUCUUUGCAGGGUCAUAGCUGUUAUAUCAAUGGUGUGAAUAUGAAUAUGCUAGACUGUAAAACAGUAAACACAGUGUAUAUCUAAUCCACAGAUAAAGCCUGGCUGUAUACAUUCAUUUAAGGUCUUACUCAUACUAGUGUGUUUACUUAUGGCGAUGUAUGAC